AUGCCGUAUGAGAAUGGUGGGGGCAAAAGGCGUGUGAUUGUGGGGUGUCACAACAACCAAAAAAGGCUUCUUCAAGCAGAACCAGUGUCUGAUGAACCAGUGUCUCGUGCAGAACCAGUGUCGAGUGAUGCUAUUAAUUACGACCUAUUAGCUGCAGCAAUCUUAAGACAAUCCCAAACUUUGUCCCAAAACCAGACAAAUUCGAGUGAUACCACCAUGGAUAUCCUGCAGCCACGUGUUCAAAACCAGGGUGAUAUCGAAGCCCACGCUCAUCCAAUGGCAAGUCAGCAAACAACAAUAUCAACAGUUAGUGACAACCAGCCUCAGCAAAAUAUUGCAGACUUAGUUAGUGCGUUAUUACAACAAGACGGUCAAGGUGAGCCAGCAACUGCCAAUCUUAAAAAUGUUAUUGAUUUAUCUGAUGGGAUUCCUCUUGGGGCUGCAACACCUCAUCGAUUAAAAGCUAAGAUCUGGGCAAAUCAAUUUAUUGAUUUAGGUUUGCUGUUGCAGCGUCGAGAGGAUCCUAUUUCGUUAAACAUAUCUUCUGGGUCCCUUAUUGUACAGCAAGGGUCAUCAAAGCCCAAAUUGCCAAUGUCAAUUCAGCAUUGGACUGAUGCUUUUUUGAUUUUUAUGGGAAUUUUUAUUGAAAAAUAUCCAGAACAGGCUCCCCAUCUCCUAAAGUACUGCUAUUUUGUUAGGGAAAUGAACAAAAUGUUAGGAGAUAAGGCCUGGAGAAUCUAUGAUGAGAAUUUUCGGAUGUUGAAAGAGACUGUUGAAUUACCGUGGCAAAAACCGGUUAAAGAAUUAAGAAUCAAGGCUGCUUCUAGCAAUUAUCAAUUUCAGCAGCCCUUUCGAGCAAACACAGGCAAUAAGCCUAUUAGAUUCUGCUAUGCCUUUAACAAUAGAGAACAAUGCACUCAUAACCCCUGCUCAUUUGCCCACAGGUGUCAAUCAUGCUCAGGAUCACAUGCAAGAGCCAAUUGUAGAUUUCGUAAACAAAAACCAACAAAUACCAACACUGACACCAAGUCCUCAACAAUCACCCAGCCAACUACCUUCCCCAGUCAACCCAAAAAGUUUAGGUGAAUUUUUAGUUGAUUAUGACAGUGAUCAGGCUUCGUACUUGAUAAAUGGCUUUACUCAUGGUUUUAGAUUAGGUUGUACUUCUGCUCCUUCAUCAUGUGUACCUCAAAACCAUAAAUCCACAUUAGAUCACCCAGACAUUAUAGAAGACUAUAUACAAACAGGGUUAAACAAAGGAAGAAUCGCAGGUCCAUUUUCAAACAAACCUUUUGAACAAUUUGUGGUAUCCCCAUUAGGUUUAGUGCCAAAAGGCAGUACAGGAAAAUUUAGGGUAAUUCAUGAUCUUUCAUUCCCUAAAAUCAAUCAGUAAAUUCCAAUAUACCAAGAGAAAAUUCAGCUGUUCAGUACGAUUCCAUAGAUCAGGUGGUUGAUUUAGUUCAAAAGUUUGGGCGUGAAUGUUUAAUGGAAAAGACUGACAUUGAAGAUGCUUUCCGGAUCAUACCUAUUCAUCCAGCUGAUUACUACCUGCUAGGGUUUACUUGGGAAGGUCAAUACUAUUAUGACAAAUGUCUUCCUAUGGGAGCGAGUAGUAGCUGUCAAAUCUUUGAAUCAUUUAGUUCUGCUCUCCAAUGGGUCAUGGAAAAUGUCUUCAAUGCUUCGGGUAUGUCCCAUAUUUUAGAUGAUUUUUUCUUUGUGGGACCCCCAAAUUCAAUAACCUGUAGAAACGAUCUUGCUAGUUUUUUUAUUUCUAUGUAAAAAAAUUGGGGUGCCAAUAAAGAUUGUCAU
Magallana angulata is the source of this 1809-nucleotide messenger RNA. RefSeq lists its product as uncharacterized. The record is from RefSeq and is a predicted model, not a curated record. Bases 1 to 1086 code for a protein of 361 amino acids. Lineage: Eukaryota; Metazoa; Mollusca; Bivalvia; Ostreida; Ostreidae. The transcript is spliced from 2 exons.